AGUAGACAUCGCUUGGCAUUGCGUCAGCAGGAGGCGUCGAGAGCACUUCGGCGACAACCUGUUACUGCAUCGCCUCGAAAUUCGUAGAUAAGUCAAAUAAUUAACACUAUCGCGGAGUGGAAGCCACGUCGCAAAUAGUCUUGUUUCACUUUUAUUGCCGCGAAAAGGUUAGGUCAUGACUGGAAGGUGAUAUCGUCACUAUGGCGUUAACACACGGAAAGAUAAAGCGCGAGCGCUGCACGUAGGCAUAUUCGCCGACGAGUACUGACUACGGGAUAGCUACGGGUUCAGAUAGAAACGCUCUCGACAAGGGCUCGGUUGGAAGCAUGUACCUUGACGCGCCCGCACGUAAGAGUUCAGGUAUGAUGUGGAUGUUUAACUACAUCCUCAGGUGGUUUCAAUCCCUGAUUUUAAGGAUUGUCAAGACCGGCCAGAUGCCUAGACACGUGGCAUUAAUCAUGGAUGGGAACAGACGUUAUGCGAAUAAAAGGAAUUUGGCAAAGGGGGAGGGACACUCGAGAGGGUUUGAUAAAUUGAUCGAGACGCUAAAUUGGUGCAUGGACCUCGGCAUUACGGAGGUCACGGUGUAUGCUUUUAGUAUAGAAAAUUUUCAACGUACCGAGGAGGAAGUCGACGAACUCAUGAAGCUUGCAAAGCAGAAGUUCAGGCGUCUCUUGGACGAGAGGGAAAAACUGCACGAGGCUGGACUUUGCAUUCGUGUGAUUGGCAAUUUGUCCUUGCUCCCAAAAGAUUUAUGCAAGUUAAUUGCCGAAACUAUUGUAAUCACUAAGGAUAAUAACAAAGCAAUUUUAAAUCUUGCUUUUCCUUAUACAUCAAGGGAUGAAGUUACUAGUGCAAUUAAGGAUAUAGGAAGAGGUGUAAAGCGUGCUGAAAUUCUGCCAGAAGAUGUUGAUGAAGACCUGGUGAGUGACUGUUUGUACUUUAACAGAUCUCCAAAUCCGGAUUUAUUAAUUCGUACUUCUGGAGAGACUCGACUUAGCGAUUUCCUCAUGUGGCAAAUUGCUGACACCUACAUCUACUUCACCGAUGUAUUGUGGCCUGAAUUUAGUAUAUGGAAUUUUCUUGGUGCAAUCUUUAAUUAUCAAAGAUGCUAUCCUGAGUUGCAAAAAAAUAAGAAAACUAAACCAAUCGUGCGUAACAACAGGGUAUCUACGUUUCUUGAUAAAUUACAACGCGAACGCGAUAUCGCGAUACAUAAUAUGUAUGUAUCUGAUCUACCUGAUUAAUCAGCCGUUCAUUCCUAGAAACAUAAACUAUAUAUUCACGAGAUAGAAUAAAACCAGAGUCAAAACUAAUGAAUUAUAUUGUAAUGGACAGUUAGCUCAAAGCAGUAAGUCCAGUAAAUAUAAGUAUCAGUGAGAUAUGAUAAAAAUGCAUUUACUGCUAAUUCUCCGUUACAAUGUAAUUGAUUAGUUUUGUCUCGGGUUUUAUUUUAUCUCGUGAAUAUAUUUUUCGCAAAUUUUCUCUAAUUAUAAUUGCCAGUUGCGUCGUUUAUCAAUUUUCCUACAUCGGUUAAUUAUUAAUGUACUGGCGACAGUAAGUCUUAAUUCAUGAAUAAAUGUUUACCAAAUUAUUGCAGCAAUUAAUUUGUUCGUACUGUUUUGUGCAUCAACAAAACUAAUUGUGAGAAAAAUUUCCAUCGGAUAAACCAAUGAAAUAGUGUUUCCGAUGGUUAAUUUUCUCUAUUAA
This is a messenger RNA of Vollenhovia emeryi, 1710 nucleotides long. Its product is annotated as dehydrodolichyl diphosphate syntase complex subunit DHDDS-like. Lineage: Eukaryota; Metazoa; Arthropoda; Insecta; Hymenoptera; Formicidae. Gene Ontology annotation, biological process: polyprenol biosynthetic process. Gene Ontology annotation, molecular function: ditrans,polycis-polyprenyl diphosphate synthase [(2E,6E)-farnesyl diphosphate specific] activity. Gene Ontology annotation, cellular component: endoplasmic reticulum; dehydrodolichyl diphosphate synthase complex. Bases 327 to 1247 code for a protein of 306 amino acids. The transcript has 6 exons. The record is from RefSeq and is a predicted model, not a curated record.